AUGAAAUAUCAUACGCGCGCUUGUACACUACGCACCUUCUUGGUGACAUCGGCUUUCUUCUGCACCUCGUCUGCUUUUCAAAUCGUGCCUACUCCAGCGCUUUUCCGGAGAGACGACUCAUGUUCGGCGGUCGACCCCAAGCUACCCAACAGUUUCUCAUGUGCUUCAGGGAACAACUGCAUUUCUCUUGACAACUCGUCGUCGGCACUCUGUUGCCCGGAGUCCAGUUCAUGCGACAACAUUCAGACAAUAUCCUGCGACAUAUCGUCUCAAAAUGCCACUGCGAAUCCGACGGCAGGAAUCUUCACAACGAGGCUUGGGGACAAGUUGCCACAGUGCGGAGAUAGCUGCUGUCCGUUCGGAUAUUCCUGCAUGCAACAGUCUUCGGGGCCUUCCAUUUGCAGCAUUAUCCAGAGCACGAGCAUAGUAGGAAAAACGGACGGGUCUUCUGGUAAUUUACCCAGUUCUUCCUCGACAAGCUCUUCGGCCACAAAAUCGGCGACUUCGAGCCCCUCAACGACCAAGUCGACAUCGACUUCAAGCCCAAGCAGUGGUAGUGUAUCAGCAGCCCAGGUCGAACCUCAAUGCAACAAAUUUCCCAUCGGGGUUUUCCUUGCCGGGUUCUUUCCUGGCAUGUUUGUCGGCGCCUUCCUGAUGCUGGCGUGGGUCAUCUGCAGUGGACGACAUCGUAAACCAAAUUCCCGGGACUCUUCUGGCUCGUCAAUCUACAAACCAACCAUCUCAGACCCCAUUCCAUUAGAUGCCUCUGGCGGAAGGACGGAUUUCCUCCGCAAAACCACCGAUCGAGCAAAGUCCAUGUUUUCUGCAAAGAGCAAUCGGAACAGCCAACAAUCCGCUCCUAGUCACUGGAAGAUGCCUACACCACCGGUACCCAACAAUAUCCCCGUCGUCCCAGCAGGCAUACCUGUCACGCCAGAGCGGAGGCUCGCCCAUGAACCCAGCAUGGAAAGCAUCAAAGUUUACACUCCACCAGCUGGGUCAGUCCAACACCCCAAUCCCGCGGCGAUUGCUCCACUGAGAGGCAUGGCAGCGCAACGAUUCCCGCUGACGACCAAAAACAACAUGGGCAGUCCGUUCCAAUCCCCUCCAAACAACGGCAGCAACGGCCCUAACACAGCGAAUAGGAUGAGCAGUACUUUGAGGAAUGAGCGGGGUGUCAGCGUCUUCUCUGGCGAGUCCGAGCUCUCAGCCGGUGAGGAUGGGCCUACACUGACGCCAGCACGAUACAAUGGUGGUUUCAACCCUGCACAACGCAUGCGGUCCGAGAGCAGAGACGAAAUCAGCAGACCAAACACCACUUUUACCGAGAUGUUGCAUGAAGCCGGAUUCCCUGAUCCGAUGCAACCCCCAGACCAACGUACACCGGCUGUGCCGAAGAUACCAGAGGGCUACGCAGGGAGGAGUUAUCGGGUGUGA
Fonsecaea multimorphosa CBS 102226 is the source of this 1437-nucleotide messenger RNA. RefSeq lists its product as uncharacterized. Bases 1 to 1437 code for a protein of 478 amino acids. NCBI's taxonomy places the organism in Eukaryota, Fungi, Ascomycota, Eurotiomycetes, Chaetothyriales, Herpotrichiellaceae. The transcript has a single exon. The record is from RefSeq and is a predicted model, not a curated record.